Fulvia fulva is the source of this 612-nucleotide messenger RNA. RefSeq lists its product as uncharacterized. The transcript has 2 exons. The coding region runs from base 1 to 612 and encodes 203 amino acids. NCBI's taxonomy places the organism in Eukaryota, Fungi, Ascomycota, Dothideomycetes, Mycosphaerellales, Mycosphaerellaceae. The record is from RefSeq and is a predicted model, not a curated record.
AUGUCAAACCAAACGGGUCAACCAGGCCCUUCAGGCCAGUCAGGCCACAGGCGAGGUAUCGGCUCCGAGGACUCAGUCCUCUCAAUGACAACUCAAGAAAACGCCCGCCUUUCGAUGUCUCUCGCAGAUCAGCUUGGUCAGCUAACUUUCCGUGAGACCGAUAACAACUUCAAGCUGCCGGGUGAACAGCGACUACAGCAAUAUAUGUCCUUUAGGACGGUCAUCUCCACGCAUUCAUCCCUCGCGCGACGAAACACCAACGUCAGUCCUGAUCAGACAUGGCGCCAAAUCGGCAAAGGCUCGCAAGAUGUAGUCUUUGAGGAGCCUGGCUCGAAAUUUUGCUGGAAGUUCCAACUCAAGGGUGGUAACAAACAACUCUGGAACAACUACGUGAUGCAGACAGUGGCCAGGGAGGCUUUUGAAAGAGUGGCCAAGAACUUUCCGGAUCUCGUUAUCGAUGUCAGGUGUCCAAUUGUGGGUGCUUUUGUUCAUCCUUCAGACUCAGGCUUCUGGUCGGAUGCUAGAGCCAAGCUUGAAGUCGCGGAUGCAGCAUGGGGCGACGAAGGCGAGUUCAAGGGUUUCUCGAUGGAACGAUCGAGCAUGGGCGGAUGA